Molecule: messenger RNA, 918 nt
Organism: Penaeus chinensis
Lineage: Eukaryota; Metazoa; Arthropoda; Malacostraca; Decapoda; Penaeidae
Exons: 5
Coding region: 1-918 (305 amino acids)
Source: RefSeq, a predicted model, not a curated record
AUGGAUGAAUUUUUGAGAAAGGAAGUUUCUGAGAAAUGCUUACUAGGAGGUUACAUCUGUGUUAUGUCAGUUGAAUUGGGUGAGGUGGGCAAGAAGGAGUUUGGGAGCCCACCCUUAAAGAAGCUAAAGCAGAGUCGUCUGCCUUUUGCACCUCUGGAUUCCAAGACCCCACAGAAGAAUUCAAGCCCUAACAAUCAGAAGAAACGAAAACUGUCAGGAUCUGAACUCUCUCAGAACUCGCCCAAGACUCCUCGCAGUGAAAACAACUCAAUGAGCGAAACCCCAGUGUCAGAGAGGAUAUUGCAAACACCAAAGUCAGUUGGAAGUGCCACCAAAGACAAGUCAAACUGCCAAAUGACCUCCGAUGAUGAAGUGAGUUCCAGUGUGGAUGACGACAUUGACGUACCUGAAGCGAAGAAGAAACCGGUCGAUAAAACGAGGAAGCUAUUGUCUGCCUUCAUGAACAAGGAGCCAACCCAGCAAGCAGAGGUCACCACCUCCACAGAUGACGUGGACAAGGAUGAAGUGGAACAGGACGACAAGGAGAACAAAGAAUGUAGCAGUGAGGAGGAGAGUGGGAGAGGGGAGAUGGAGAUAUCCUCAAAGGAUGACAGUCCUGAAGAAGAGGUUGCCGAGAGUGGAGCUGAUGCAGCUAACAAAGAGGAGGAAAAACCUGUGGAAAAUGCACCAAAAGAUGAUAGUGCAAAUGAGGAAGAGAGUAAAAAGAGCAGCAAGAAAACCUCACCAUUAAUUAAUAUGCUCAAAGCAAAGAAAACUAGCAGUGAUGCAAAGAAGGCGAAGGCUGUUCAGGAAAAGGCAGUGGAAGGAAAAUCAGGGAAAGAGGAAAAGGUAGAGGAUAAAUUGGAAAAACAAGAUAAGAUGAAGAAGAAACCAGUGAGAGUCAAGAAAGAAAACUAA